GAAAGCAUGUAAUUCUAAGCCAGACCUUUAUCCUUCAGUCAUCGUCAACAACACUAGCACCACCUGACAUUUGACAACAAGCAGACACAGCGACCGUACAUACGCGUAUAUGUAAUGUACAUAUAUAUAUAUAUAUUGAUUUGAUAUGUAUGUAUAUAGAUCUUUAUAGAGUGUUAAAGUUGGAGUAGUGAUUGGACGACCAAGAUGGCGUUGCUGCGGCGGUUCUUUUUCCGGCAGCCACCCGAUGGGCUCCUUGAGAUCUCUGAGCGAGUUUAUGUAUUCGACUCCUGUUUCUCUACCGAGGCUUGGGAUGAAGAGAACUAUAAGAUAUAUACUGAUGGGAUAGUCAGUCAACUUCGAGAUCACUUGCCUGAAGCAUCCUUCUUGGUAUUCAAUUUUCGUGAGGGAGAGGCACAAAGCGAGAUUGCUAAUAUUUUGGACACAUAUGAUAUGACCAGAAUGGAAUACCCUCGACAUUAUGAGGGCUGCCCUGUGCUGACAGUAGAGGUCAUCCACCAUUUUCUAAAAUCAAGUGAAAGUUGGUUGGCGCUUGGACACCAUAACAUGCUGUUGAUGCACUGUGAACAUGGCGGUUGGCCGGUUUUAGCUUUUAUGUUGGCUGCACUGUUGAUUUAUAGGAAGCAGUAUAGUGGGGAGCAGAAGACCUUAGACAUGGUUUACAGACAGGCUCCUCGCGAACUUUUGCAUUUUCUGUCGCCACUGAACCCAAUACCUUCUCAACUGAGGUAUCUACAGUAUGUAUCAAGGAGGAAUGUUGCCUUUGAAUGGCCACCGUUGGAUAGAGCGCUCACCUUGGACUGCAUCAUUCUCAGAUGCAUUCCUGAUUUUGAUGUAAGUGGGGGUUGUUGUCCAAUAUUUCAGGUAUAUGGACAGGAUCCCUUUUUUGUUGCUGAUAAAACCCCCAAAGUUUUGUACUCAUCACUGAAAAGAAGCAAGGCUGUCCGGGCUUACAAGCAGGCAGAAUGCGAACUAGUUAAAAUAGAUAUCAAUUGCCAUGUUCAAGGUGAUGUUGUGGUGGAGUGUUUUAGCUUGAAUGAUGACAUCAAACGUGAAGAGAUGAUGUUCAGAGUCAUGUUUAACACUGCUUUUAUUAGGUCCAAUAUAUUGAUCCUAAACCGAGAUGAAAUUGACAUGUUGUGGAAUGCUAAGGAUCAAUUUCCAAAGGACUUCAGAGUAGAGAUUCUCUUCUCAGAGAUGGAUGCUGCUGCUUCCAUAGUUGUGGGUGAUAUCUCGUGCUUCGAGGAGGAGGGUCUUCCAAUGGAAGCAUUUGCAAAAGUUCAAGAGUUCUUUAGUCAUGUAGACUGGUUAGAUCCCAAGGCUGAUGCAGCACUAAAUGUGCUUCAACAGAUGAGUGCAUCAAAUAUUGUCCAUGAGAUGUUGGAAAGUGUUUCUCAUGGGAGUGUGGAAAAUAACGCUAAGAGCUCCUUAUCUUUGUCCCCAGAGAUUCAGUCCAUGUCCUCACCUGAGCGAUCUCCUGGUUCUUAUCUGAGUAGAAAGGUAGCUGAGACUCAUGACAUUCAGAUUGCGCAUCAACCACGUAGGCAAUCUUACAUCCUCAGCUAUGGGAUGCCUCAAUUUUCUCAGUCAACCUCAGUCUCCUGUAAAUCUGUGCAAGAUGCACUUGUAGCCCAAACUUCUGGUAUGGCAAGUCAGCUACAUGAUCCUGCCUUACCUGAAAGUGCAGAAGUCACUCGUCUGGAAGUGGUAUCUCCAGCCAUUCUUGAUCCAACCUUUGCAGUUUCACACAUACCUGAAUCUGUAGAUACCAAAAUUGUUUCAAUUUCACCCACCACACCUCCUCCUCCUCCAUCACAUCCUUCCUCAACUGAUUGUUCUAGAAAAAAAUUUCCUUCUCCUCCCCCACUGCCACCUCAUCAUCUUUUAGAAACUACACAUUCUUCACUUACCAAUGAGAUAUAUUAUAGAGAUAAGUUGUCAGUGGUUAGUCCCCUGGGUGAUCCUAGGAUUCCAUUCUCAAAUACCCCUUCCAAUAAUUUGUUACCUAAUCCUCCUCCAACUGCACCACUUCUUCCUCAAACGCUUCCUUUGAAGGAAAAUCAAGUUGUUAGGAUUGGGCCGCCUCCACCUCCACCUCCACCCCCUCAUUCUAUGCAAAAUGCAAGUCCCCCAAUUUUUGCCACUAAUUCAUUACUUAAUCUGCCUUUAGCACCUGUAGUCACAUCAUCAUCAAGGUCUCUGCCUAAUUUUCCACCACCUCCAACUCCACCACCUCCUCCAACACCUCCUUUGAAGGAAAAAAUAACUGGCAGAGCUGGACAUCCUCCACCCCCACCCCCACCCCCACCCCCACCCCCUCCACCUCCUCAUUCUGGACAGGCUGCAAGUCCUAGAGUUCCAUCUCCAGUGCCACCACCGCCUCCUGCACACAUUGUUUCAUCCAAGCACUUCAACCCUGAAUCACAGAAUUCCUCUUCCAUUCCAUCUGCGCCUCCUCCUCCAGUUCCUUUUGUUAAAGGUUUCUCUAGGACAGAUAGUAACGGAAAUAGUGUCUCUAGAUCCCCACUUAGAUCUCGCAGUAGGGGGAAGGGGCACAUUCUGUCACGCACUAUAAGCUCAAAGAAUAAUCAUAUGAAAAAACUGAAGCCAUUGCAUUGGCUGAAAUUGACAAGAGCAGCAUCAGGAAGUCUAUGGGCUGAGGCACAAAAAUUGGGUGAAGCUGCCAAGGCUCCUGAGAUUGACAUUUCAGAACUAGAGAAUCUUUUCUCAGCAGCACUUCCGAGUUCAGAUCAUGCCAAGAAGUCUAUACGUGGUUCACUUGGACAUAAAUCAGAUAAAGUGCAACUGAUUGACCACCGGCGGGCAUAUAACUGUGAAAUCAUGCUUUCAAAGGUGAAAAUACCAUUGCACGACUUAGUGAGUUCAGUGCUUGCUCUUGAAGAUUCAGCUUUAGAUGUGGAUCAGGUUGAGAAUCUGAUAAAAUUCUGUCCUACAAAAGAGGAGAUGGAGCUACUUAAGGGCUACACAGGAGAGAAGGAAAAGUUAGGAAAAUCCGAACAGUUCUUCUUAGAGUUGAUGCAAGUACCACGUGUAGAAUGUAAGCUCAGAGUUUUUUCAUUCAAGAUACAGUUCCACUCCCAGAUUUCUGACCUUAGAAAGAAUCUAAACGUUGUAAACUCAGCUGCAGAAGAGAUCAGGAAUUCAGCCAAACUGAAGAGAAUUAUGCAGACGAUUCUGUCAUUAGGAAAUGCUUUGAACCAGGGAACUGCUAGGGGAUCCGCUGUUGGAUUUAGCUUGGAUAGCCUCCUUAAACUUAUCGAGACACGUGCACGGAACAACAAGAUGACUCUCAUGCAUUAUCUUUGUAAGGUGCUUGCUGAUAAACUGCCAGAAGUUCUUGAUUUUUCCAAUGACCUUGCCAGCUUGGAGCCAGCUUCAAAGAUACAAUUGAAAUAUUUGGCGGAGGAAAUACAAGCAAUAAGCAAAGGCUUGGAAAAAGUUAUACAGGAAUUGUCUGCCUCAGAAACUGAUGGCCCUAUAUCACAAAAUUUCCGUGAGACUUUAAAGGAGUUCCUUCUUUUUGCCGAAGCCGAAGUGAGGUCUUUGGCGUCAUUGUAUGCAGGCGUGGGUAGAAAUGUGGACGCAUUGAUCCUUUAUUUUGGAGAAGAUCCGUCUCGCUGCCCCUUUGAACAAGUUGUUUCAACUCUGCUCAACUUUGUAAGAAUGUUCAAGAAAGCCCAUGAAGAGAACAUCAGGCAGCUUGGGCUUGAAAUGAAGAAAACAGCAGGAAGUGAAAAGUCAAAUACUCCAAUACACACUGGAAAUGUUAAAGUAUGAGUGUUCAAAUGAAUUAUUCCCUUCUUGGGUGGAGAUUCAAAAGAUGCUCCGUGUGGCAAGAACAUUCGACAUUAGAGUUUAGUUUGUGCAAAAAACAGUUCUUGGUGUGGGGAGAAGCAUGUAUCUUGGUCAGUGGAUUGAAUAUGAAAUUUGUCCACUUUGUGGUAAGAUCUGCCCCCAUCUGUUCGAUCUGUCUAUUGAUUCCUUUGCUUUUCUAUAGAAGAGUUCAUAGAUUUGAUAAUACUAUUCUUUAGGGAGCAAAGAUAAUGGAGCUUACACGAUUCUGUUCUUGGCAGGCAACCUGUAUAUACUCCUGGUUCCGCUGACAAAAUUCAUUGUUACAAGUCCUUUUUUCUUUUUUCUUUUUUUUUCUUUUUUAUCAUUACAGGGAAAAUUGUGUCUCCCUUACAAAUUUGUUUCUUGUUACUGCAUUUAGAUCUCCUCACCCUUGCUCAGUUGCUCGUUCUUUAAAUUGAAGAUCCUCCUGUAUGUUUUGCCUUUAUUAUUGUGAUAUACGUAUGACGUCUGUUUUCUAUAGAUCAAUAAAAAAUAAGGUUC
Molecule: messenger RNA, 4374 nt
Organism: Juglans regia (Persian walnut)
Lineage: Eukaryota; Viridiplantae; Streptophyta; Magnoliopsida; Fagales; Juglandaceae
Product: formin-like protein 13
Exons: 17
Coding region: 205-3816 (1203 amino acids)
Source: RefSeq, a predicted model, not a curated record